This is a messenger RNA of Rattus norvegicus (Norway rat), 9770 nucleotides long. Lineage: Eukaryota; Metazoa; Chordata; Mammalia; Rodentia; Muridae. The record is from RefSeq and is a predicted model, not a curated record.
UUUAUUGCAUGUCUUUAAAUCUUUUCCAAAAUCCAGAAGGAAGGAAAUUGCUACAUGCUAAAAGCAGUAAACCAUGCUUUUGUCAAAUGGGGGGGGGGGGAGAGAAAUAGUCUUUAGGUAGCCACGUUAUACCUUAUAGUUUUCAAUAAGGUUUAAUUUUUGAUUGUUUUAAGAGCUAACUCAGAUGCUGAGUGCUAAUCCCUUUUAGCAAGUUAGUUGUGGGUUUCAGCAACAUCGGUGGGUAGUGAGCAGCCGUCAUAGUUAAUUAUAGCUUAGGUUAAUUACAUGUGUUAACUAUAGUUAAUUAUGUUACAUUUUACUAUACUUCAAAACUUAAGGGUUGGUCUUAAAUCCCAAUAGGGCUUGCCAUGUGCAACAUUUCUAGUAAAUCUUUUUGUUUUGAUGUGAGCAAUUAGAAAGUUUAUAAAGGAUGAACCAUCCAGCUGCUCCUCCCUUUGAAAAGUCAAAGUUCAUGCAGAAUAGAAGUGGUUGGUACUUUUAUACUUCUGUACUGACUAUAAGACAUUUGGAUAAUGUUUCCCUAAAGACUCGUGCUGCUGUCUAACUUACAAACGAACCCAAGUAUCAUUUGUGUGUAAAUGAUGGUGUCCUUUUCCUAAAGUCAGAUAGAAAAAAAAGUAAUUCUAACUGGAAACUUUUUUGUGGGGGGGGGGCGGGGGCGCGAUUACAGAGUUGUUUGUAAGCUAUUCAAGAAACUUUAAAUGCCAUUACAGAAAUGAUACAGUUCCACUUUGUAUUAAGCCACUAAUAGCCACUCUUCCCAACAAAGCCAAAUCUUCUGGCACUCACAGUAUCACAGUCUCAGGAGACAAUAGCUCAGAAAUAGUGUUUUGCUGGCCUUGGAGCUACUGAGUGCUGAGUAAUACUUAGGAGAAGGAAAAAGAGCGAGCUCCUUGGAUUAAAAUCUGAGAGAAUGUCGCCAUAGAGAAAGUGGUGACUGGACACUGGUGGAAUUCUCAACACCUCAUCGGGGUGCUGCUACAUAGGUUUCAGUUUUCAUUUCUGCUUUGGAAGAGCUCUGGAAAGCUUGGGCAGAAAUCAUUUGAACACUCAUAGAUGCGCAGCGCUUUUGUAACCAGAGAAGGACAUUCUCUGUUAAUGUUGAGACUUAUUUGAUGCUCAAAGCCUUAAGGAUGGCCUCUGGGUAAUGGUGAGUCUGAUUCUACAUCUCUACCCCACUCUUCAGAAGCGUGUCAGUCAUUUGGUAACUUUUGAGAGCUUAGAGUAUGUUGUAGAUAUGUUCUGGGUAGUGACUGGUGUUAUCUGACAGAUUAAUAAAAAAAUAAAAUAAACACUAAAAAGCAACACCGGAGAAAAAGCUUCCAUCCUCACAGCAAAGAGCAGAGAGACGCAGGGAUUCUGGUCAACCCCUCGUAGCGCUGCAGUUUCUAGUUAUUUACCCUUCCUUGCCUAAGGAAUGGCCAGCAGCCAACCAGCACUGCAGCCUCACAAUAUCUUGCAACUUGGAGUAGGGUUAAACCGUGUCGGGGGCCAAGUGGUACUUUUGUGCGAGGGUCACGUGAGACCAAGGCUGACUGGGAGAGGCAGAGUAGGGCUGAGUGGAUGAAGGGAUUCCUCAGGGACUUCCAGGCUGAGGGGUGGCGUCUCUGCAGGACAGCGCGGGGCAUCUCCAGGCCGCCGGCUGCGCCGACCUGUCCCUUUAAGGGGCCGGUCUCCGCGUCCCUUUGGCCGCGACGCCCGGACGUGCGGAGCCGCCCCGCCCCGAAGCCUCCCGUUUCCUGCGGGGCGGUGCGACGGCACCUGAGCUACUGCGGCGGGGCCUCGUAGCACGCUGACCCGGAGGUAGAGCUCGCGUCGCUGCGUCGUCCCGGCCUGGUUCCCGGCUGCGCAGGGUGAGGAGCAGGGCCGGGGACUCCGGUGCGCUGGGGCGAGGGGUUGGGAGAGCGCUCGCCCGGUAGGCCUCCGCCCGGGGGUCGCAGUGUGUAGCGUCCGCCCAGGCCGCGCCGCCGCUGGCUCGCUCUGAGGAGGUUCCGGCUCCAGGGUUCCGGCUGGGCGAUUUCCCCACGGCCGUCAGGUCCGACCCCAGCUCCGCGAGUGGCCCGAGCUCUUGGGCCGUCUCCUCUGAGGGCGAGGUCGGCCCGACCGGGCUGCGGGGUGACCGAGGAACCUAUUUUUAGCCCGGCUCGCAGGCCCCGGGGCUGGCGGGCGGAUUAAGGCUCUGAAGAGGGUGACCGGAGGGAGCGCCACGCCUCGGGCGCCUGGGCCCGGGGUGGGCCACAUGUGAGCGGUGCUGGAGCGGAUGGCCCCUCGCUUGUCCCGGAGUGCGGCCCCUCCCACCACCAGGUUGUAGAGUUAGGGGGAAUUCUGCGAAGUUCUCCCUCUCUCCCAGGGGUGUGUCCGCCUUGUUGCCCAACAAUGGAAUUUGGGACGUCCCGGAUCUAGCCGCGUUCGGGGUAAGGAAGCCGAAUUCGGCCUUCGAGACCGGAGCAAGGAGGAGCAGCGUCCCUUUCUUUGUCCCGCUGCAUCUCGGUUUAGGUUAAAAAGUGCGCUGCUUAGUGUCUUCGGGUCCUUCUAGGAGGAAACCGGGAUUCUAACAGCGUGGCUUCUGCCAGAUAUGGAUUCUUAAGCAUCUAUGUGAAUACGCGCAGCUUCAAAAGCUGCGGCUGAACAGUUCAAAGUUUUGGAGUGUUUUGAGAAAUUUCCUCUCCACACCCAGAGUCUGCGUACGUUCACGUUAAGAGGAGACUAUGGAGCUGCACGAGUCCACGUAUUUCGUUGUCCUUAUCCCUUCAGUAGUUAUUACUGUCAUUUUCCUUUUCUUCUGGCUUUUCAUGAAAGAAACAUUAUAUGAUGAUGUUCUUGCAAAACAAAAAAGAGAACAAAAGUUGAUUUCUACGAAAGCAGAUAAAAAGAAGGCAGAAAAGAAGAAGAAUAAAAAGAAAGAAAUCCAGAAUGGGACCCUUCAUGAAUCUGAUUCUGAGCAUGUGCCUCAGGACUUUAAAUUAUCUGAUGCCUCACCUGUUGAGGAUGAACAGUUUGUACCUGCUCCAUUGAGUGUGGCAGAAACUUCCAGCAGUGUCAGGGAACGAAAGAAGAAGGAAAAGAAACAAAAACCUUCACUCGAAGAACAUAUCAUCAAAGAAAGUGAUGCAUCAAAGAUUCCAGGCAAAAAAGUAGAACCUGUCCUAGUUACAGAACAGCCGGCCCCACCCCCCGAAGCAGCUGCCUUGAAGAAGAAAGCAGGGCAGAAGAAGUCUAAAAAUGGAAGCGAUGAACUAGAUAAAAAGGUGGAAAUGGUGAUGGCACCCUCACAAAAGCAAGACGGAUCACUUUUCCAUCAAGAAACUAAACAAGAAGGCGGACCAGGAAAGAAGAAAGGCUUGUCAAAGAAGCAAAAGACAGAAAAUGUCUUGGUGGACGAGCCCCUCACUCAUGCCACUGCUUCUGUUCCUUCGGUGGAUAAUGCUGACUCAAGUCUCAUGACGGAUAAGAGAGGAGUUACUGAUAUGAUUAAACCUGACCAAGUAGAAGGAAUCCAGAAAUCGGGAACAAAAAAGCUGAAGAUUGACACUGACAAAGAAAAUGCCGAAGUGAAAUUUAAAAAUUUCCUUCUGUCCUUGAAGACGAUGAUGUUUUCUGAAGAUGAGGCUCUCUGUGUUGUAGACCUGCUGAAGGAAAAGUCUGGAGUGAUAAAAGAGGCCUUGAAGAAGUCGAAUAAAGGAGAAUUGAGUGGCCUUCUGCAUCAGCUUCAGGAGAAGGAGAGGCUGCUCACUGCCACGAAGGAAGACGCUGCUGCCACGAAGGAGCGCUGUAAGCAGUUGACGCAGGAAAUGAUGACAGAGAAAGAAAGAAGCAGCGUGGUUAUGGCAAGGAUGAAAGAACGGAUUGGAACCCUGGAAAAGGAACAUAACAUAUUUCAAAAUAAAAUGCAUGUCAGUUACCAAGAAACUCAGCAGAUGCAGAUGAAGUUUGAGCAAGUUCGGGAACAAAUGGAAGCAGAGAUAGCUCAUUUGAAGCAGGAAAACGGUAUCCUGAGAGAUGCUGUCAGUAACACCACAAACCAGCUGGAGAGCAAGCAGUCCGCCGAGCUGAAUAAGCUGCGCCAAGACUGUGGGAGGCUGGUGAGCGAGCUGAACGAGAAGACAGGAAAGCUGCAGCAAGAGGGGGUCCAGAAGAAGAACGCUGAACAAGCCGCCGCCCAGUUGAAGGUUCAACUACAAGAAGCCGAGAGGCGUUGGGAAGAAGUGCAGAGUUACAUCAGGAAGAGGACGGCAGAGCAUGAGGCCGCACAGCAAGACUUACAGAGUAAAUUUGUGGCCAAAGAGAAUGAAGUCCAGAGCCUGCAUAGUAAGCUCACGGACACCUUGGUGUCCAAGCAGCAGUUGGAGCAAAGGCUAAUGCAGUUAAUGGAGUCAGAGCAGAAGCGGGCGAGCCAAGAGGAGUCCAUGCAGAUCCAAGUGCAGGAUAUUUUGGAACAAAAUGAGGCCUUGAAAGCUCAGAUUCAACAAUUCCAUUCCCAGAUAGCAGCUCAGACCUCUGCUUCAGUUCUGGCAGAAGAAUUACAUAAAGUGAUUGCAGAAAAGGACAAACAGCUAAAGCAGACUGAAGACUCAUUAGCAAGCGAACAGGAUCACUUAGCAAGCAAGGAGCAGGAACUUAAGGAUGUACAGAAUGUGAAUUUCUUAUUAAAGGCUGAAGUGCAGAAAUUGCAGGCCCUGGCUAAGGAGCAGGCUGCUGCAGCCCACGAGGUGGAGAAGAUGCAGAAGAGUGUCCAUGUGAAGGAUGAUAAGAUAAGACUGCUUGAAGAGCAGCUGCAGCGCGAAGUUGCCAGCAGAGUGGAAGAGCUUAAGAUUCUGAAUGACCAGAAUAAGGCGUUACAGCUAGAAGUUCAGAAGCUGCAGGCCGUGGUCUCUGAGCAGCCUAAUAAAGAUGUGGUGGAACAAAUGAAAAAGUGCAUUCAAGAAAAAGAUGAGAAGUUAAGGACUGUGGAAGAGUUACUAGAAACUGGACUCAUUCAGGUGGCCACCAGGGAGGAGGAGCUGAACGCCAUAAGAACGGAAAACUCAAGUCUGACGAAGGAAGUUCAAGAGUUAAAGGCUAAGCAGAUGGAUCAGGUUCCUUUUGUGUCUUUAAUUGAAGAUCUUAAGAAAGUGAUCCAUGAGAAAGAUGGACAGAUCAAGUCUGUGGAAGAGCUCCUAGAAGUCGAACUUCUCAAAGUUGCUAAUAAGGAGAAGACUGUUCAGGCUUUGAAACAGGAAAUAGAGAUUCUAAAAGAAGAAAUAGGAAAUGCCCAGCUUGAAAAAGCUCACCAGUUGUCCGUAACUUCUCAAGUCCAGGAGCUGCAGAACCUACUAAGAGGCAAGGAGGAACAGGUGGACAGUAUGAAGGCUGCUUUAGAAGACCUGACAGGGAGAGAGAAGUGCACACAGGUGUGUUCGACACCACGAUUUGAAGAACUCGAAAAUGUAUUGAAAGAAAAGGACAAUGAAAUUAAGAGAAUAGAAGCUAUAUUAAAGGAUACAAAGAGUGACCUUUCUAAGAAAGCAGAGCUGUUAAAGGAAGUACAAGAUGAAAAUAAAUUAUUCAAGUCCCAAGUGGAGCAGCUCAAUCAUCAGAACCACCAACAGGCAUCUUUUCCCUCUCAGGAAGAAUUGCAAACAGUAAUUUCAGAAAAAGAGAAAGAAAUAACUGAUCUCUGCAAUGAGUUAGAGUCUUUGAAGAAUGCUGUUGAACAUCAAAGGAAGAAAAACAAUGACCUUCGGGAGAAAAACUGGGAAGCGAUGGAGGCAUUGGCAUCAACUGAAAAAAUACUGCAGGACAGAGUGAACAAGACUUCCAAGGAAAGACAACAGCAAGUGGAAGCUGUUGAGUUAGAGUCCAAGGACCUUCUCAAGAGGUUAUUUCCAGCGGUGUCUGUGCCUUCUCAUUCGAAUUACAGUGAAUGGUUACGUAGCUUUGAAAAAAAGGCAAAAGCAUGCAUGGCUGGACCCUCAGACACAGAGGCGGUCAAGGUUCUGGAGCACAGAUUGAAAGAAGCUAAUGAAAUGCACACACUGCUGCAGCUGGAAUGUGAAAAAUACAAAUCCGUCCUUGCAGAAACAGAAGGGAUUUUGCAAAAGCUUCAGCGAAGUGUGGAACAGGAGGAAAGCAAAUGGAAGGUUAAAGCAGAGGAAUCUCGGAGGACUAUUCAGCAGAUGCAGUCCUCCUUCACAGCCUCUGAGCAAGAGCUAGAGCGACUAAGACACGAGAACAAGGCUAUGGAGAAUCUAAGAAGAGAACGAGAACAUUUGGAAAUAGAGCUUGAGAAGGCCGAAGUGGAGCGAUCGACUUACGUGAUGGAAGUCAGAGAGCUCAAGACACAGUUAAACGAAACCCAUUCAAAACUUCAAAAUGAACAAACAGAGAGAAAGAAGGUAGCUGAUGAUUUGCACAAGGCUCAACAGUCACUGAACUUCAUCCACUCCAAAAUUUCACUAAAAGCUGCUGGAGACACGGUUGUUAUUGAGAAUAAUGAUAUUUCCCCAGAAAUGAGUGAAGUAAUCGGGAAAUUAUUCGUUAGCAGUUAACAGAAGGCGUUGUAUUAUAUUUUGCCAAAUUAAAGCCUUAUUUAUGUUUUACCCUUUCUACUUUGUCAGACACUGAACAGUUUUGUCUUUUCUAAUCCUUGUUAGACUACUGACUUAAAGAGAAAACACUUUAAAAAGCCAACUCUGUAGACACCUUCAGAGUUUAGUUUUAUAAUAAAACUGUUUGAAUAAUUAGACCUUUACAUUCCUAAAGAUAAAAUAAAUGUGAUCUUUUAUCUUAUUUUGCUCAAUUAAAUUGUUCAGAAGAUCAAAGUGGUAUAGACAAUGUGAAAUUUAACAUUUUAAUACUGAUGUUGUACACUGCUUUACUUAACAUUUGGGAGAAACUGCCUCUGACAUCAACUCAAGGAAACACUUUUGUUGCUAUUAUAAUCAGCAAAUAAAGGGACACUUAUUCAACAUGACUCACUCUAAUUGUCAUUGAGUUUUGACAGGUUUCACUAGUGCUUCAGACUGCUGUCAUUUAAAAUGCAGUUUCUAAUUGUAGUCACCAAACAAGACAAGUCUUAUUGCCUCUGUUGCUUUCUGACUGGUCAUGACUGUGCCAGGUACCACAGCGUAUGUGACAGCAAGGUGCAGACAUUGAGUUCCGUUCACCACGGAGAACUCUGCUUUAUUUCUGCUAUUGCUACUGUUGUUUCAAAUAACAACUGUUACGUUUCCCUCUUCAGAGCCCGUGUCAGCACAGGUUACAUACAGUCUCUUCUGUGUUGGCAGGGGUGUGUGUGUGUGUGUAUGUGUGUGUGUGUGUGUGUGUGUGUGUGUGUGUGUGUGUGUGUGCGCGCGCGCUAGUGUGGGUGCGUGCGCGUGUGUGGUGUUGAGAACACUUCUCUUUAGAUGACAAGUACCUUGUGCCAGUGAAUAUUAAAGUACCUUGUAGUAUUUUGUAAUUUAAAUUUUAUUUUUACGUGCAUGAGUGAUUUGCUUGCAUAUAUAUGUGUGCACCACAAGCUUAUAGUGCCCAGAGAAGCAGAGAUGGUGUUGAAUCUCCUAGAAGAGGAGUUGACAGACUUGUGAGCUGCCAUGUGGAUGCUGGGACCCAGGUCUCCAAGAAAACCAGUCAGUUCUUUUAACUAUUGUGGUAUCUUGCCAGCCCCUAUUGCUAUUUCUCGGACAAAGCAGUCAUGUUUCUAUCACAGAAGCUUUCACUCUGUGUCCCUUCAGUUGAGACCUGUUUGAUUUCGAAGCAGCCUAGGGGAUACACCUGUCAGCUGUGCCGUUGGUAAGUAGAGGCAAGAGGACCAUGAGUUAGAAGGUAGCCUGGGCUACAAAAUAUCAAUCACAGAACACAAGUGGGUGCUUUUGUUUCAAAUGUCAUCAGUUUCCCAGAAGUUAGUGACACUGUAAAAGACAAGGUGUCAGCUGUCUUUGAGUGGUCCACAAGUGAGGGCUGGCUGUGCUGCCCACAGAAUUGAAGCCAGGGCCAGUACUGUGAGGCCUCUCCUGGAUGGCAUGUUAUGCAUAUAAAACACAACUCCCCACCUCCCUAGGUCUGUGUUGAAGACCUGGUCCCCAAUGGGUGACACUACCGAUAGAUGAUUGUAUUAUAAAGCGCUAACCACUGCCACACAUUCACAUUACCAUGAUACUCUGUCAGGCCCCAGCAGUGAAGACAGCCAACAAUGGACUGAAACCACAAUGCAACAUAAGUCCCUCUGUGAUGGAUUUGCCCAGGUUCACUACUGGAAGAAGGUAUAUGGGAGGAGCAGAGGCCACCAGGAGAAGGCUGCCAGUAGUAGUACAGUCACACAGACACUCCGUUAUCUGGGUCCCCAGCGAUGGCCGUGGGGGAUGAAAGGAGCAGACAGUCCUGAUUGUACCCCCAGGGCCCAGUCGGGUGCUGUCUGCUACUGAACUGCAACUGCGGGCAUUGAGGGAAGCUCCACAAAGCAAACGAUACCGUGUUGGCAAAGAAGGCUGUUAACAGAUUGGUGGUAGACUCUGUUUCCCUAGAAAACUAGACCAUUUCACAUUCAUUGGUAGAGUUCUAUUAGAUAGCACUCUCGUGUGUACACUUUAUCAUAUGCUCAAUACAUUAAAAGCAUUGACUGCACUUGGGUAGUUUAUUUUUCACUAGAGUAUAUCGGGGUCGGAAAAGAAUAUGCUUCUAUCAUCCGUUUCAUUGUAGAUAUAGACACUGAGGCACAGAGAAUGUCUCCUAGUCUUGGGUACUCAGGAGAGCCAGUAUUCUGCUGAGUCUGAACCAUCUGGCUCGGGACUGACAUGAGCAUAUACACAUCUACAUGUAUGUUUCCGUGAUUCUGUGUAUGUAGCUGUAGCUAGGGAAAAACAGAAGGUUGUCUAGAAAAAGUGACUUCUAAAAGGAGAGGUAGGUAUUUGUAACGGUUACCACUUUGUCUUUCUCGUUUUCUCUUGAUAUUUCUAAGGGACCGUCUACCUCUGGUGUUUAGACAUGUAUGACAUGUAGACAGACCACUUGGCAUCCUCCUGACCCUUGAUUUCUAGGGAUCUUGAGGGUCGAAACUCCUUUCAUAAGAUACCGUCUGCUGUUUUUACUGUGUGGACGUUUGUGCUGCUCCAAGGAAACGUAACAGACACAACAGGGCCGGCGCACAGGGAACUCACAGGGACUGGCAGCAUCACAAGUUCAAGGCAGAUGGGGUCGCAGUGCUGCCAGGGGGAAGUGGACACCCGCUCUUACUCCUAACCAAGAAGCUACCUGCACUUGAUACCUGCUGGGAAAGGACAACGCUUUCUCCAGCGGUGUCUCCCUGGAUAUCUAAAGCACCCUUUGGGGCAGGCUUCGUGAACCCUGUGGUAGUUUUAUGGAAUUUGUCUUACUUUGCUUUGAGCUUUGUUUGAAUGUAUCUUGGUUUAGUUGUUCGUUGUUUGGAUGGAUCUUGGUUUACUUAGUUGGUUAAUUUUACAGGGCAUGGAGUUAAGUGGGUGCUGAGAUGGGUGGAGCUGGGGGAGGGAAAACAAUCAUGUAUAUUGUAUGAAAAAAGUUUUAACAAAAAUUUUCUCGGUUUUAAUUUUAGUACAUUGAAUAUUGAUCUAAAGGAAUUCUGAGACCAAAAUUAGAGAGUUCCCGUUUUUGCACACUGUUUCUUUCCAGGAGUUUUAAUGACAACCAUCCACACUUUCAAAAAUAUGCAUCUUGUUUUAUAUUUUUAUAAUUUUCAUUUGUUCUUUGAUAACAUUUGUAUAAAAUUUGUUUUUAAUAAAUUCAUUUUAGACUAA